GGGGAUCUGACUUUGUUUCGACCGUGCGCAUGCUCGAUCGUACUAACGACCGUACUCGCUGCAUCCUCCACGGGCUUUUGCGAUUGAGUGCAUGCCGAGUUUUCCCAUUUUUACAUCCGCGACCAGCGCCGCCGGCUUUAUCGGCCCUGAUCGCGCGCCUAUCAUCAUCGGAUUACCCGACGGCAGAAUAAAAAUUCUGACUCAGACAUUGGGAAGACUUGGCUCUCUCCUGCUUCCCUUUCUCUGAAUAUUCAUGUCCCUCACUACUGUUGACGUCGCCCCGUUUCUCUCGAAGAGCCUGGCGCUGUGGCGCGAAGACGGCAUCCGCGGUCUGUUCCCGCUGGAGCUCCGUCCGGGCAUGAUAUCUUUGCUGGCUGGUGAGCCGCCCGAUUCAUCACUUCCUCCAUCGCGCUCAAGGGAUGCCACUCCUCCCUCAGGCCGUCCGAACGCAUCGACGUUCCCAUUCGAAUCGAUCACGUUGAAGCUGCGGCCAACCUUGGCCGGUUUGCCAGCUCAGGCUGAUGGCAUCGACGAUAUGUUCACGAUCGAGCUUGGACCGGAAGACUUGGCUCAGGGUCUUCAAUAUGGACCGACGGCGGGUGCUCACGGUCUUCGCGAGUGGUUCGAGAACUUCCAGGCUCAGGUGCACAAGCGGCCGCAGAACGGAACCUGGACGGUUUGCGUCGGCUCCGGAAGCCAGGAUCUCCUCUGCAAGGCAUGUUGUAACUCUGAUGAAUUGAUUUUGAUGCUGACCGCACAACAGGCUGCACAGCUCCUCGUAGACGCGGGCGACUCGAUCUUGGUAGAGACGCCGGCAUAUCCGGGAUCCCUCAACUUCUUUAGAACGCUGCCCGUGUCUCUGAUCGAGGUGAACUCGGACGGACAAGGUCUGGAUCCCGACCACCUCUCUUCCAUCUUAUCCACCUGGGACUCUACUUAUCCCGGCCGCCCCAUGCCGAAGUUCCUAUACACCAUCCCAUCUGGAAGCAACCCGACUGGAGCAUCAAUCCCCGAAGCGCGGAAGGUGCAGAUCCUGCGUCUCGCGAAGCAGUAUAACUUCCUGAUCCUAGAAGAUGACGCUUAUGCGUUCGUGUACUAUGGCGAGGGCCCGAGGGCGCGGACCUACUUUGAGAUGGAGACCGAGGUGAACGGUGAAGAGGGACGUGUCGUUCGAUUCGACUCUUUCAGCAAAGUCAUGUCGAGCGGGAUGCGGAUCGGAUUCAUGACUGCUUCGCCCGAACUCGCGCGGGCUGUGAACCUGGUGACUGCGAGCACCAACCUGCAACCCAACUCCCUCACCCAGCUCAUGGCGUACUCGCUCCUCGUGCGCUGGGGCCCGGAAGGAUUCCUCGAGCACUGCCGGGGUGUGGCCCAGUUCUACCGCGCGCGCCGGGAUAUGUUCGAGGCACUUGUGCGCAAACACCUCGAUGGACUUGUCGAGUGGACGUCACCCAUCGCCGGGAUGUUCCUUUACCUCCGCUUGUUGAUCCCGACCCCGGACGGAACGCCCCUGGAUUCGAAGGUCCUUGUAUCGACCCAUGCGGUGGAGAAGGGUGUUCUGGCAGUUCCCGGCAGCUCGUUCAUGCCGCUUGGCGGGCCGACGCCGUUCCUGCGCAUCAGCUUCAGCAUUAUCGAAGAGGACAAGGCUGAGGAGGCGUGCAAAAGGCUCAGGGAAGUCAUACUCGAGGCCAGGAAGGAGGCACAGUCAUAAGUGUGUGGGCUUGGACGAGGGUUCGCAGGAAAGACUUUGAAAGAUACCGCUACUAGUCAUUUCUUGUCAUGAAUCUAGAUCCCAACGUGAUGCGGAA
Mycena citricolor is the source of this 1808-nucleotide messenger RNA. Lineage: Eukaryota; Fungi; Basidiomycota; Agaricomycetes; Agaricales; Mycenaceae. The record is from the annotation of a GenBank genome assembly.